UCACCUGUUGACCUGCCGCUGACGAUGACAGGACUCCGGCUGGAGUUUUGACAGAUGCCCGCUGCUGCAGAGGAACCAGUCCAAACCUAACGAAGGCGGGGUUAAAGAAAAAACAAGGAAUUUCCUGGUGAGCUACGACAACACAGGAAGAUGAACGUGGGCGUCGCUCACAGCGAGGUGAACCCCAACACGCGGGUGAUGAACAGCAGAGGGAUCUGGCUCACGUACCUGCUGCUGACCGUCGUGCUGCACAUCGUCCUGCUCAGCAUCCCGUUCUUCACCGUGCCGCUCGUCUGGACUCUCACCAACGUCAUCCACAACCUGGUGAUGUACCUGUUUCUGCACACGGUGAAGGGAACUCCCUUCGAGACUCCGGAUCAGGGCAAAGCUCGUCUGCUCACUCACUGGGAGCAGAUGGACUACGGGGUCCAGUUCACAUCUUCUCGCAAGUUCCUCACCAUCUCACCGAUUGUUCUGUACAUUCUCGCCAGUUUCUACACAAAAUACGACGCCACGCAUUUCCUGAUCAACACGAGCUCCCUGCUGAGCGUCCUGCUCCCGAAGCUGCCUCUGUUUCACGGAGUACGGAUAUUUGGGAUCAACAAGUACUAACUGAACUCUGGAUUCUACCACGACACUGUUUCUGCUGAACUCUUUAAUGUUUAGAGGUGGAGGAGUCUGUACAGACUGGAGUAAUAUAUGCUGCAGAGCGCUGACAGCGAGCGCACUGCUGCUGUUCUAUCAACGUAGUUUUUUUACUCGCCUGAUGUUCGUCGACACUUUGGCUUCAAGAAAGAAUCUGCACGGCUUUACGUGACGAUGAUCUCUGGUGAUCUCUGAAGAUCUCUGGCGAUCUCCGGUGAUCUCUGAAGAUCUCCGGUGAUCUCUGGUGAUCUCUGAAGAUCUCCGGUGAUCUCUGAAGAUCUCCGGUGAUCUCUGGUGAUCUCUGAAGAUCUCUGGUGAUCUCCGGUGAUCUCUGAAGAUCUCCGGUGAUCUCUGGUGAUCUCUGAAGAUCUCCGGUGAUCUCCGGUGAUCUCUGGUGAUCUCUGAAGAUCUCCGGUGAUCUCCGGUGAUCUCUGGUGAUCUCUGAAGAUCUCCGGUGAUCUCUGAAGAUCUCUGGUGAUCUCCGGUGAUCUCUGAAGAUCUCCGGUGAUCUCCGGUGAUCUCUGAAGAUCUCUGGUGAUCUCCGGUGAUCUCUGAAGAUCUCUGAAGAUCUCUGAAGAUCUCUGGUGAUCUCUGGUGAUCUCUGAAGAUCUCCGGUGAUCUCUGAAGAUCUCCGAAGAUCUCCGAAGAUCUCCGGUCUGUUACAAGCUGCACGUCUGUAAACUGUUGGUGCCAUAAAUGUGAAUGACUUCAUGGCGGCCGUGUGGUUCGUGUUCUUGAUCUACGAUGAAGGGUGUACACGCAGCACGUGUACUUUGUAUUUCCCACCUUCAACAUGAGAGUUGAGUUUUAUUACAGAUGAAUCUGAGUGUUUAAACGUCUUCUGUCACUUUAACAGGAUAUAAAAGAGAUCUGAGUUCUGAGGUUAUUAAUCCGUCCAGACUUCGUGCUGUGCACUCGUCUCCGCUCCACAUGUAGAGAAGCGUGUUUGUGUGGAGGUUUGUGGGGAACUCCAGACACUUUACAUGAGGGGGCGUCACAAUAUGCCCGUAUACCCCCCCCGAGGUUUCCCUGCUGGUGGCGUUGUGGUUUUUUAGGGAAGUAAGACGUCGUAAACGCAGCUCAUGUGAUUACUGUGCAGCUGGACACGCAUGCAGACAAUCAGCUGUUUCUGCAGACGCUGCGAGGACGCGAGUGUCCGUCCAGAAACCGCCAUCAAAGUUUAAAUCAAUGUUACAUUUUUAAAUAAACUUCAGUCCUGAUCUUAA
Molecule: messenger RNA, 1871 nt
Organism: Cottoperca gobio
Lineage: Eukaryota; Metazoa; Chordata; Actinopteri; Perciformes; Bovichtidae
Gene: ormdl2
Product: ORMDL sphingolipid biosynthesis regulator 2
Exons: 4
Coding region: 151-612 (153 amino acids)
Cellular component (GO): endoplasmic reticulum membrane
Source: RefSeq, a predicted model, not a curated record